AUGUCCUACAACUCACGGCGACAACAAUCGAAACACGGCUACGACAGCCAGUCGCGCGAUUAUCGCCACGGCAAUGAUCGCAACAACCGUGACCGCUCCUCGCGUGCCCGCGUUUCGUCCCCCCCGCCCCGCCGAGACUACAGGGACAACGGCGACUCUUAUCGCCCUCCCAGUCCCUCAUCGAACAGUUAUGGCCAUUCAAAGCACAAGGGAUACGACUCCCGCUCGUCCUACGGAGCCCCCGCACCCGCGCCGCCAGCAUACAAUCCUCCUCCUCAGCCCUCGUAUCCGCCCCCGCCGGGUGUCGACAACUACCGUAUGCCGCAAAGCGACUUCACCUUUCGGGUAGAGAAACCUGUCGGACUGCAGCAGGAGCCGGACUCUUACCGGCCCCAGAACAACCGCAGACUUCGUAAUGAUCGGGGGCCUCAAGGUGGCCGUGGAGGGCGUGAUUUCCGCAGCGGCCCAGGCGCCCGAGGUCGUCUAGGCCGAGGCGGGAAGUUUCGCCAACCAUGGCGACCAUUUGUGGCUGCCGAGCGAGAUCUUCUUCACACCGACCACAAUGUUGGUGACGAGCAAGCAUUCUUUGACGAGCAAGGCGGCGUAACAUACAGAAAUGUGGACGAGCUCUCAGAUAGCGAAGAGGCCGAGAUGGAUAUCUCUGGUGACGAAGAGAACGGCGACGCUGAACCCUCCAGCAAACGAGCCCGGGUUUCGAUCGACCAGUCGGCUGCCGAUGAUGUGCCAAAGUGGUCCAACCCCGACCCUUACACAGCUUUGCCACCGGAGACUUCUGGCCAAAAGAAGAAAGACGUUGUGCAACUGAUCCGCAAGGCCCGUGUUCAGGCCAAGGAGACCAGGACAUCACUCCCUAGUGAGGCUGCUGACUUCAUCUCCCUUGACUUUGAUGACAGUGACGAUGGCCAUGACAGCGAGGACAGCGAGCAUAUCAAGGAAUCCGAUCUGGUAUCUACACGCAAACCAGGGCUGGAGAGUGCCCCUGCAGCCAAGGACACAACUCUCCCCCACAAGGAUACUGGUUCUGGUAGGCCAUCUAGAGUUCCGGUUCUGAUGCCCGAUCCCACCCCUGCUGCGUUGGGUAGCCGAAAACGCACGCAUGACGAUCAGAUAAAAAUGCCCCAUACAAGGAUCAAGAGACCGGCCAAGGCGCCCUCGGGGGGGCACAUCAUCCCGGAAUGGCGAGCACUUCCUCAUACGUCAGCCACUCCUUGGUUACGAAUGGACAACUCAGAUUCGAAAGAUCCCAUAGUCUGGCUUCACAAGGAGAUCGUGGAUUUUUAUGACUAUAUCAAACCCCGAGAAUUUGAGCAGCACCUCCGUCAUGAUCUGGUGCAACGGAUGAGAUCAUUCUGUCGCCGAUACUGGCGUGACUCGGACAUGCAACCUUUUGGCUCGUUUCCAUCUGGCCUCUACCUCCCAACCGGUGACAUGGACAUGGUCAUGGUAUCCGACAGCUACCUGCACGGCGGGCCUGCGAAAUACAACUUGAAGAAGCAUCUCUGGCAAUUCAAGAGCUUUCUUUUGAGAGAAGGAUUGGCUUGGGAAGAUGAUAUCGAAGUCAUUACGAGAGCUAAAGUCCCACUGACCAAGUUUGUUGACCAGAAAACAGGCCUCAAGGUUGACAUCUCGUUCGAGAACAGCACGGGAAUCACUGCUAUUGAAACGUUUUUGGCCUGGAAAGACAUAUAUCCGGGAAUGCCUGCGUUGGUGACUCUGAUCAAGCAUUUCCUGUUGAUGCGAGGUCUCAAUGAACCGGUGAAUGGCGGAAUCGGUGGCUUCUCGGUCAUUUGCCUCGUCGUGAGCAUGCUCCAGAUGAUGCCCGAAGUGCAGAGCGGGGCUAUGGACACGCGCCGUCACCUCGGUGACCUCCUGAUGCACUUUUUCGACUUGUACGGAAACAAGUUUGACUACCAGAACGUUGCCAUUCGCCUCGACCCGCCCGGCUAUAUCAGAAAGACUCAAGUGGACUCGUUUGCAUAUAAGAAUUACGACCGGCUCUCCAUCAUUGACCCCAACAAUGAAGAGAAUGACAUCUCAGGCGGGUCCAGCAACACAGGCAGCAUUUUCGCCUUGUUCGCCCGGGCUCACGACGAUCUGCGACACAAGAUGCGGUCCCUGGCGGAGGAUCCUCGCAGAGGAAAGGGCAGCAUUCUCGGUGUCAUCAUGGGGGGCAACUACUCGAGCUUUGAAGAGCAGCGCAGUUUCCUGGAGAGUUUGGCUAACCAGCAGCCGGGAUCGCCGCUUUCAACAAGACCCCGAUCUCACCAGCAAACUCAUCAUCAGUCUCAUCAGUCGCACCCAACGCAUCAGUCUCAUUAUACUUCCGACCGUCGCCGCAAUCCUCGAGGUAGCAGGAGGCGGCCCUGACUUUGGGCACCACUUGACAUCUUUGGCAAGAGUUACGAGAGAAGUGCGGGCAACAUCAUCAUGUCCAUUUUUGGGGCACGUAGUUACUCAGUUGGAGCAUGGGCGUCAGGGUUUCCACCCAACAGGAUAGCCGAGCUCCCUGACCGCGGCUGUAGGGCUGGGUCUGUGUCGACACCCCUUAUGCUUUUGCGUCCCUUCACCUUGACUCUUCAGAUGUUUAGGCGGUUGUCACGUUUGUAAAGCAGCGAGGCUGAAGUGAUAACAGAGUCUACGUCGCAGCUCUUGGCUUGCAGGUGGCCUCUGUGGUUAUUGAGGCCUCUUUGCCAUGCAUACUUACCCAAUAUUGUAGUGUAGAGCGAGGACAGGCAGCCCGACCGUCGCCGAACCAAAGGCUGCCCGCCUAUUCGCAGUCUUUUGCGCCGUGUAUUACAUAGGCCGUCAUCCGGUUCUAAUCAACCAAGGAAUUCUUCCUUUUUUUU
Messenger RNA from Podospora pseudopauciseta, 2867 nucleotides. RefSeq lists its product as uncharacterized. Gene Ontology annotation, molecular function: mRNA binding; poly(A) RNA polymerase activity. Gene Ontology annotation, cellular component: TRAMP complex; nucleolus. Gene Ontology annotation, biological process: RNA 3'-end processing. Lineage: Eukaryota; Fungi; Ascomycota; Sordariomycetes; Sordariales; Podosporaceae. The coding region runs from base 1 to 2388 and encodes 795 amino acids. The transcript is spliced from 3 exons. The record is from RefSeq and is a predicted model, not a curated record.